AUAGAGAAUUCUUCUUCUGAAAAUCUCCCAUAUUCUGCCAAGUAUGGUGGAUUAUUGAGGAAAAAUGGAAUGGUACCAAACCUCAAUUCUUCUAUAAUGGGUUCCAAUGGACAAAUUAAUAUUCCUAAAAGAACUUACUCCUUUGCGGAUCUUUACUCAAAAGGAAAUUCUUCAGGCCUUGGAAGCUUUGAGGGAUCUAGUGUCCAUAAUCAAAAUGCAAAUUUGCUGGUGCGGACUUUACUGAGCAUGUACCUGGUACUUGUUCUCUCAAUCAAAAGUUGAACUCAAAUAUUAAAAAUAAUCUCGAUGCAGGUUAUUUCUAUUCUCUCUUUUUCUCUCUCUCCCUCUGAGCAUUCCUGCAGAGAUUUUUUGGAUGAAAUUGUGUUUUUAUAUUAGGUACAGCUUCAACUGUUAGUGUAGAUGGGCAAAAUUUGAACGGAUUUGGUUAAUCAAUUAGGUUCUGAGGUUCAUUCUCCAGUUACAGACCCACGCUAUAUUCAACACUUGCAAAGAACUCCUAACUGUGCAACACGGGGUGCAAGUGAUCCUUCUUUUAUUAGGAACCAUGUUGGAAGUUCACAUGGAGACUUGGAUGGCCUUCAGAAAAUUUAUCUUGAGGCAUUGCUAGCUCAACAUAAUCAACAGUAUGAUCUGCCUGGUCUAGGUAAAUCUGGUGGUGUGAAUCAUGCGUAGUAUGGGAAUCCAUCAUAUGGUCUUGGUAUGCCAUUUCUAGGGAAACCCAUGGCAAAUUCUGUUCUUUCUUCUCUUGGUUCUGGAAGGUUUAAGAAUGACUGAGUCUCUCGAUGUACUUCAAUGAUGAGAAGUCAAAUGCGAGGAUCCCCAGGGUCAUGGCAAUCAGAGUUUGGCAAUGCUGUGGAUGGUAGAUAUAUGUCUUUGUUAUUAGAUGAGUUCAAGAAUAAGGCUCAAGCUUUUGAACUUUCAGACAUUGCUGAUCAUGUUGUUGAAUUCAGUACGGAUCAGUAUGGCAGUUGCUUCGUUCAGCAGAAACUAGAAACUGCUACUGUGGAAGAGAAGAACUUGAUAUUUCCUGAGAUUGUUCCUCAUGCUCGUACUUUGGUGAUAGAUGUUUUUGGAGAUUAUGUUAUACAGAAAUUUUUUGAGUAUCGUACAGAAAGUCAAAGAGGAGAGCUAGCUAGCCAACUCAUUGGUCAUGUUUUUGCCUCUCAGUCUUCAAAUGUAUGGUUGCAGAGUAAUUCAGAAGGGAGGAGUGGAUCGAAAUGCAUCCUUACCAGGCCACCCAUCACGCCCUUCAAGUUGUAACUCAUUUCGUGAUAUGGUAGAUACAACUGGUGUAUCUGAUUUCCAUUCAGCUGGGUUAUGUAAUGGAUUGCAGGCUGUAGAGACAUUGCACUCUGGAGCAGCUGCCCCUGCGUGGAUGGGAGUUCAGAGCCAUGGCACAACUGAUUCCCAUUUGUUGGCAUCUGCUGUAGGUUCAUCAUUAUCAAGGAGUACGACCCCCAAACCAGCUAGUUGGGAAAUCUCUUGGUCCUGGUCUUCCUCCUGUGGGGAGCAGAGUUGGAGCUACUGAAAAGAAGAAUGCUAUUGGCUCAAGUGUUCAAAAUGGUCAUUCUGCUGGUGCAACUGAAACUGAACUUACUGAAAUUGCAGCCUCUUUGUCUGGCUUGGCCUCGUCAAAAACUGGACAAGUAAAUGAAAAUUGUCUUGUACAGUCAAAGCUUCAGAUGAAUCUCGACAGUCAACCUGAUGUUAUAUCAAGCAUAGCCAAUGAUAAAAAAUGCAGUCUCCAGCAAAUCGUAGAGGAUUCUUCUUCUGAAAAUCUCCCAUAUUCUGCCAAGUAUGGUGGAUUAUUGAGGAAAAAUGGAAUGGUACCAAACCUCAAUUCUUCUAUAAUGGGUUCCAAUGGACAAAUUAAUAUUCCUAAGAGAACUUCCUCCUUUGCGGAUCUUUACUCAAGAGGAAAUUCUUGGUGAAUAUUAACCUUUGGUGAAAGAGAUGCUUGGUUAUACAGAUCGAAAAUGAACCUUUGCAGGCAAUGAUGAAAGAAGCAUUUGAAAAUUAUGUUGUGCAAAAGGUUCUUAAAACAUGUGAUGAUCACAAGUCUGGAGUUGAUUCUUUCUCGCAUCAAGGUUCCCUUUAACUGCUUUGAAGAGAUAUACCUACGGUAAACAUAUCGUUUCCGAGUCAAAAAACUUGUCACAAUUGGAGAAUGGAUUCGCGUGAUCCAUGGAGGCUUGAACAAGAUGAUGACACUUUUGUUAUUGCCUUUGCGGGUAGAAAGUAAAAAUAAAGGACAUAACUUUUGUACAGUUAACAAAGAUGUCAAGUUAUUCUAAGACAUUAUUUUCUGUAAAUACUAGUAAUUGUAAGUAAGCACACGGAACUAGCAAAGAGAGGAAUAAAAUGUUUUUUUUAUGUUGA
Molecule: messenger RNA, 2400 nt
Organism: Carica papaya (papaya)
Lineage: Eukaryota; Viridiplantae; Streptophyta; Magnoliopsida; Brassicales; Caricaceae
Source: RefSeq, a predicted model, not a curated record